AUGUCCUCGAUAUCAAAGGAUACAAAUUCAAUUAACUCAUCUUCAUCUCCAUUAAAAGAUAAAAGCGGUCAAUCGGAUCAUACACAAUCGAAACAAGAACAAUCAUCAACGUCCUCAUCACAACAACUAAUAGAAGAUAAUAAUUAUAGACCACAACCAUUGAAUUCAAAUUCAUCAUUAAAUACGAAUCAUCAACAUCAUGAAUCAAUACGAAAUUUAAUUGCAUCUAACUUUAAACAACAAAAUGAUAAACAAAAUCCUAAACCGAAUAACAAAAACCCAUUAGUUUCAUCAUUUCAUUCCCCUGAUUACAAUGCUAAUCCUUUGCUAUCAUCAUAUAAUAGAAAAAAAUCUAAUUCAAUAAGUAAUGGAGUUUUAUCACACUCAAGAUCUUUAAAAAAAGUAAGUUUUUCAAAUUUUAAUUCUAAAAAUACAUCACAAAAUUUUGAAAAUGAAACAAGUUCUUCUUCAAAUGUUUCAAUAGAUAAUACAGAUAAUGAAUCAAGUGAUGGAAAAGAUGAUGAUGAAGAAGAAGAAGACUUAUCAUCUACUGAACAUAAUGAUAAAUUUCAACAAGGUGAUGUGACCCUACGUCGACCUGAUUUUAAUGGUUCACAUUCAUCAGAAAAAAUAACUCGAAAUCAUCUACAUAAUAAUCAACAAAUUAAUGAUGAAGAAAAUUCAAAAAGAUUAGCACAUUUUACAACUAGUGUUACUCCAUCACCAGCAAAUUUAUCACCAGCAAUGUCAUCAGUUGCAUUACAUAAUAAAAGAAAUAGAAUGAAUAAAUCACCAAGAUUUCAAUAUGGUGGUGAAAAAUUAGCAUUAUCAAAAUCUUUAGAUUCUCAAUUAUUAGAUUAUAGUGAUUCAAAUAAUUCAACGACAAGUUUUUUACCGGAAUUUAAUAAACGUCCAUUAACUGAUACUCCAAUGGUUUCACAUGUUGGAUCACCAGAAGUAAGGAAUGAUGAUGAUGGAGAUGAUAAUGACGUACAAUUUGGUGAUGGUGAAGAUGAAAAUUAUUCAGGAGACGAUGAGGAAGAAAAUGAUAAAACUAUAGAAAAUAUAAAACAAACAACAAAAGACGAAAAAGAUUUAAAUAAAUCCAAAAAAAACAUAUCACAUUUAAAUUUAUCUGAAUUAGUGGAUGAUCAAUCAUCUUCAAAUUCUGAAACUGAAUCUAUGAACAGAGCAAGAAAUUCAGCAGCUCAUGCCGGUGCUUCAUUAGUAGGUACUCAAUCAACAUUUACAGGUGAUAUAAGAAGACCAACUUAUGUCCCAGCAUCAUCAACUCCUAAUAUCCUUAAAAAUUCUGAAUUUAUAUCUGAUGAAUUUAAUCGUUCAAGUCUGAUAAGUCCAAUGACUUCAAUAACUGAGGUUGAAAAACAUAAAUUAAAUCAAAAAAGAAAUUCAGAAUUAGAAAAUAAAAAACAAAGAAAUUUAGAAAUUGAAAAAGAACAACAAAAACAAAAAUAUGGAGAUAAAGAAAUAAUACCCAGUGGUAAUAAAAAAUUAAAUAUAACUGAAGAUAUGGCAAAAUUAUUAAAAGAUGUUCCUUCUCAUAUGAAAGAAGAAUUUGAAAAAACUCCAUCAAUUGAACAAUUAAAAAAUUUAUUAUUAACAAAACCACCACCAUCUGCAAGAAAAACUUAUACUUUAAAUAUACCUGGUCAAACUUCUUCAAAAACUUCACCAGAUGGUAAAAUUGCUUCAAUUGAUGUUGGAUCAAAAUUAGUUAUUGUUAUGGUUGGUUUACCAGCAAGAGGUAAAUCAUAUAUAACAAAUAAAUUAACAAGAUAUUUAAAUUGGUUACAACAUGAUUGUAGAGUUUUUAAUGUUGGUAAUACAAGAAGGAAAAGUAAAUUAAACGCAGGACCUGAAAAAAAUCCAUUACCUGAUUCUCAUACACCAACAGAAGCUCAGUCACCAAUUCAAAAUGGAAUAAAUGGAACUAGUAAUAAUAAUAAUAAUAAUAACAGUGAUGUAAAGGCCCUAACAUCAUUUAAACAAGAUUCUGCAGAACAUGAUGCAAAUUUUUUUAAUCCAAAUAAUAAAGCAAGUACAACAUUAAGAGAAAAAUGGGCCAUGGAUACAUUAGAACAAUUAUUAGAUUAUGUUAUAUUAGGUAGUGGAUCAGUUGGAAUAUUUGAUGCAACAAAUUCAACAAAACAUAGAAGAAAAAAAGUUUUAAAAAGAAUUCAAGAAAGAAGUAAAGGAGAAUUAAAAGUUUUAUUUUUAGAAAGUAUAUGUAGUGAUCCUCAAAUUAUUGAAAAUAAUAUAAGAUUAAAAUUAAGUGGACCUGAUUAUAAAAAAAUGGAUCCUGAAAUUGCUUUAAAAGAUUUUGUUGGUAGAUUACAAAAUUAUGAAAAAGCUUAUGAAACUAUUGAUGAAGAAGAAGAAAAAAUUCCAGGAUUUCAAUAUGUUAAAAUGAUUGAUGUUGGUAAAAAAGUUGUUAGUUUUAAUAUCCAAGGAUUUUUAUCAUCUCAAACUAUUUAUUUUUUAUUAAAUUUUAAUUUAUGUGAAAGACAAAUUUGGCUUACAAGACAUGGAGAAAGUAAAGAUAAUGUAAAUGGUAAAAUUGGUGGAGAUUCAAAAUUAACCAAGAGAGGUAAAAAAUUUUCAAAAGCUUUAUCAAAAUUUAUGAAUUUUCAAAGAGAAGAAUUUAGAAAACAACAAUUAGAAAGAUUUUCAACAAGAUUAGAAUUAAAAUAUAAUUCAAUAUUUAAUGAAAAUCAAGAAGAAGAAGAUGUAACUAUGAUUCCUACAGAACCAAAUUUUUGUGUCUGGACUUCAAUGUUGACAAGAUCAGUUGAAACAGGAGAAUAUUUUAAUGAAUCAUUAUAUUCAAUAAAACAAAUGAGAAUGUUAAAUGAAAUUGGAGCAGGAAAAUGUGAAGGUAUGACAUAUGAAGAAAUUCAAAAUAAAUAUCCAAAAGAAUUUCAACAAAGAUUAGAUAAUAAAUUAACUUAUAGAUAUCCUGGAGUUGGAGGAGAAAGUUAUUUAGAUGUUUUAACAAGAUUAAGACCUUUAAUUACUGAAAUUGAAAGAACAACUGAUCAUUUAUUAAUUAUAAGUCAUAGAGUUGUUUUGAGAAUUUUAAUAAGUUAUUUUUUAAAUUUACAACCUUUAGAUAUUGUAACAUUAGAUGUUCCAUUACAUUCAUUAUAUAAAUUAGAAACAAAUCCUUAUGGUACAACAUAUUCAUUAUAUUCUUAUAAAGAAGAAAUUGAUUGGUUUAUUGAAACAAAACCUGAACAUCAAAAAAAUGUUCAAGAAAUGGGAUUAGCAUUUAAUGAAAAAAGAUUUUCUAUUGUACCUACUGUUCCUUCAAAACAUUCAUUAUAG
This is a messenger RNA of Lodderomyces pseudojiufengensis, 3345 nucleotides long. RefSeq names its product Pfk26p (gene PFK26). Bases 1 to 3345 code for a protein of 1114 amino acids. Gene Ontology annotation, biological process: fructose metabolic process; fructose 2,6-bisphosphate metabolic process. Gene Ontology annotation, cellular component: cytosol. The transcript has a single exon. Lineage: Eukaryota; Fungi; Ascomycota; Pichiomycetes; Serinales; Debaryomycetaceae. The record is from RefSeq and is a predicted model, not a curated record. Gene Ontology annotation, molecular function: ATP binding; 6-phosphofructo-2-kinase activity.